Molecule: messenger RNA, 612 nt
Organism: Triticum turgidum subsp. durum (durum wheat)
Lineage: Eukaryota; Viridiplantae; Streptophyta; Magnoliopsida; Poales; Poaceae
Source: the annotation of a GenBank genome assembly
AUGGCGGUCAAGGCAGCUGUGACCGCCGGCGAUGUGUGUGUGCUGAAGCGGUGCCAGCAGCAUGGCGGUCAAGAUCUGAAGGAGAAGAAGGGAACCAAAAGGAAAGCAGAGGAGGCACCAGAAGGCGACGAAUCUCCACUGAAGGUCUGCUCCAUCAGAAGGAAAACAGCCGGGAUCGACUGCUCUGAGUUGGGGCAGGGAGCCACACCGGCGACGGCGGCGGCAGCCAGGCGCGAGGAGGCUCCGGAGAGAAAGAUGACGAGGCUGCCGCAGGAGGAGGUGGAUUCCAUCCUAACCAAGGAGAUGGAUGACGACUCUCUCCCUCCCGAGUACAAGGCCCUGAAGCGCCACAACCCUGCCCUGAUUCCUUCGCCGGAAGAGGAGAUGGACGAGGACGUGGUGAGCUUCUACAACGUCGUGCGCUUUUUCUACGAGAUUGGAGAGGAUUUCAGGGAAUUCCAGGCCUGGGUCCGCACCGAGUACGCCAAGAAUGGCUACGUCGAGGUGGAUGAUGAGUACCUGCGCCAUCAACAGGAGAUGGAAGCAAUGAACGAAGCAGCACGCAAGGAGGCACUCAAAGCCUUCGAUUUUUCAGACUUGCUCGACUUCUGA